Molecule: messenger RNA, 1434 nt
Organism: Peronospora matthiolae
Lineage: Eukaryota; Oomycota; Peronosporomycetes; Peronosporales; Peronosporaceae
Source: the annotation of a GenBank genome assembly
AUGGAAGACAAGUUUGAUGAAGGUCCGCGCAACUACAACGAUGAGUCAAGUGCCGUUGAGUUUGAUGAUCAAGACGAGGACGAAGAAAAAGAAGAAGGUAAAACUGACGACGACAUGGACUCGAGCGACGAUGACAACGAAGACACCAGGUCUUCGAAGAGCAACAUCAAGAGACACACGCGCACUCAAUCACUUGAGAAAGCUACCGUCAUUCCAAGUCCCAAGCGAAGAACUGGGGAAACGCCGACUACAUUCAAGUCGGCGAUGGAAUCAAGCGACUCCGGCAAGUGGAAAGAAGCGUGUGACUCGGAGUUCGACUCGCUUCAGAGAAACGACACGUGGGAAAUCGUGCCUCUUCCGAAAGGUCGCAAGGCCAUCGGGUGCCGAUGGGUUUUUCGUGUAAAGGAGAAUCAAGAUGGCGAAGUUGAACGUUUCAAGGCAAGACUUGUGGCCAAAGGAUUCUCACAGAAAUUCGGAGUUGACUAUGAAGAAACUUUCGCACCGGUGGCCAAGUUCACAUCGAUUCGUGUGGUGCUCAGUAUGGCGGCCAAGUACGGCCUAAUGCUACAUCAGAUGGACGUCAAGACAGCGUUUCUUAACGGCUCCCUCAACGAAGACAUCUACAUGGACCAGCCGGACGGAUACCUGGAUGCAACACAGCCGGACUAUGUGUGCAAGCUAAAGAGAUCACUCUACGGCUUGAAGCAAUCGCCUCGCAUGUGGAACCAAACAAUCGAUGGGUUCAUGAUCAAGAUGGGAUUCAAGAAGUGCGAAUCGGACCACUGCAUCUACAUCAAGCGAGACGACCAAGACAUGAUUCUCGUGGUGCUCUACGUCGAUGAUCUCAUCCUGGCCAGCAGCAACAACGAACUCCUCAAGUCGACCAAGAUGGCGCUGCGCAAACGCUUCGAAAUGACGGAUCUCGGUGAGCUCGAUUACUUUCUCGGCAUGGAGAUCAAGAACGACCGUAAGACGGGAAUUGUGACUGUGCAACAAACCAAGUUUCUCAAGUCCGUGUUGACCAAGUUCGGAAUGGAUAACAGCAAGCCAGUGAAGACGCCUCAAGAUCCCGGCCUGAAGCUAACCAAGAACAUGUGUGAACAAGAAUGCAAGCACGAAGACACCAUGUGCAACGUGCCAUAUCGAAGUGCUGUCGGAGGCAUCAUGUAUCUCAUGGUUGCCACACGUCCGGAUCUAGCUGCUGCAGUGGGAUCAUUAUCCCAGUUCUCGUCCGACCCAUGCCCGACUCACUGGCAAGCUUUGAAGCGUGUGCUGAGAUACCUGCAAGCAACGCCCAAUCAUGGUCUUGAGUUUACACGUGAAGAAGGAAGCCGUAUCUGCGGGUACACCGACGCAGACUGGGCCGGCGACAUUGAGUCAAGACGAAGUACAAGCGGCUAUGUGUUCAUGAUGAACGGAGGAUGCAUCAGCUAG